AUGUCAGUGAAGAGUGGAAAUGCGUCGAUUAGGGAUCGGACGCAGGAGUUUUUGGCGGUAGUGGAUAGGGUAAGGAAACCAUUUUCCUCGCAAAAUGGGGCAACCAAUAAUCCAACGAUUGUGGAUGAGCCGCGGCCAGAUAUGGCGAUGCAAUCGGAAUUCAAUCGUCGGGCGUCGAAAAUUGGAUUCGGGAUUCACCAGACUUCGCAGAAGCUAUCUAAGCUCACGAAAUUGGCAAAGAGGACAUCAGUCUUUGAUGACCCUACCAUGGAAAUCCAGGAGCUGACCUCAGUUAUCAAGCAAGAUAUUACCGCACUUAACUCUGCUGUAGUUGACCUCCAGCUUCUUUGCAAUUCACGAAAUGGAAGUGGAAAUAUUUCGAGCGACACCACCACUCAUUCUACUACAGUUGUUGAUGAUUUGAAGAAUCGGCUGAUGAACACCACUAAGGAGUUUAAGGAAGUCUUGACCAUGCGGACUGAGAACAUGAAGGUUCACGAAAACAGAAGACAGUUAUUUUCUUCUACCGCUUCCCAGAAUCCGUCAAAUUCAUACAUUCGCCAGCGUCCUUCAGCUGCAAAAUCUGCUGCAAGUACCUCAGCUGCCCCACCUCUUCCAUGGGCUAUAGGAGCUCAAUCUUCUUCCCAAUUGUUAUCCAAGAAUCAGGUGGAUGGGGAGAGUCAGCCAUUACUGCAUCAGCAGCAGCAGGUGGUUCCAUUUCAAGAUGGCUACAUGCAGAGUAGAUCUGACGCUCUUCAGAAUGUGGAAUCAACCAUUCAGGAGCUGGGAAAUAUCUUUAAUCAGCUGGCUACUUUGGUUUCUCAGCAAGGAGAGAUUGCCAUCAGGAUCGAUGAGAACAUGGACGAUACAGUAUCAAAUGUAGAGGGGGCUCAAGGGGCUCUUCUCAAGUAUCUCAAAAGCGUCUCAUCAAAUAGGUGGCUGAUGAUCAAGAUAUUUUUUGUGGUGAUUUUAUUUCUCAUGUUUUUCAUGUUCUUCGUGGCAUAG
Messenger RNA from Fraxinus pennsylvanica, 1005 nucleotides. Lineage: Eukaryota; Viridiplantae; Streptophyta; Magnoliopsida; Lamiales; Oleaceae. The record is from the annotation of a GenBank genome assembly.